Messenger RNA from Salpingoeca rosetta, 1825 nucleotides. Its product is annotated as tubulin tyrosine ligase. Lineage: Eukaryota; Choanoflagellata; Craspedida; Salpingoecidae. Gene Ontology annotation, biological process: protein polyglutamylation; microtubule cytoskeleton organization. Gene Ontology annotation, molecular function: tubulin binding; tubulin-glutamic acid ligase activity. Gene Ontology annotation, cellular component: cilium. The transcript has 2 exons. The coding region runs from base 57 to 1472 and encodes 471 amino acids. The record is from RefSeq and is a predicted model, not a curated record.
AGUUGUUUGGUUGGUAGCGGUUCGUUGGCAAAGCAGCAAACCACAGCAUAAAAUGAAUGCACACAAACCAAACCAAACUCUGUUGGCAACAAACGACGACAACGACGACGAUGACAGAUCGCACCAGCGGCAGCGGCAGCGGUGGUGGCGAUAGUGGAGGUGGUGCUGAUGAGAAGCGCGGGUCUUCGGGAACGCAGGUGGUGCUGCCGCGCAGCAGCUUGCCUGGAGAACGGAGGGUGAUUCGCUUCAGAACGCAUUUUGUCAACACGGUGGUGGAUGUCAUGACGCACUUGGGGUGGCAGCAGGUGCAAGGGCAGGAGGAAUGGGACAUGAACUGGUGUGAUGUAGGCUGGGUGCGGGAGGCCUUUGAUGGCCGCCAGCUACCAGACCACGCGCGCGUGCCGCACUUCCCAACACACUACGAGCUCACGCGAAAGGACCACAUGGCGAAGAACGUCAAGAAGAUGAAGCGCAAGCUGGAGCGCGAGGAAGGAAAGGCCGCCGCCAAGCGCUGCGACUUUAUGCCAGAAACGUUCUGGCUUCCACACGACUACCGCAUGUUUGUGGAGGAGUUCAAGCGCAAGCCGGGUACCGUGUGGAUCAUGAAGCCCGUUGGCUCUGCGCAAGGCAAAGGCAUCUUCCUUGUCUCGAAGCUGUCGGAGCUCAUGGAGUUCAAGCGGGACACGCGCUUCGACCACCAGCAGCGCGACGACGAGCGCCAACAGGCGUACAUUGUGCAGCGCUACCUGCAGAGGCCAUACCUCAUCGGCGGCAAGAAGUUUGACCUGCGCAUCUACAUCCUUGUAACCUCGUACAACCCGCUUUGCUUCUGGCUCUACCGGGAAGGGUUUGCCCGCUUCUCCGGUGCGCCCUUCUCCAUGGAGGACCUGAGCAACGCCUUUGUGCACCUGACCAACGUCGCCAUCCAGAAGCAGGCCGCAGACUACGACAAGUCCAAAGGGUGCAAGUGGCUCAUGUCACAGGUGAAGCGGUACCUGCAGGCACGACACGGCCGCGCCGCCGUGCAGAAGUUCCUGCGCGACGUCGACAACAUCAUCCUGACAUCUUUAGAGGCCGUGCAACCGGUCAUGUUCUCUGACAAGCACUGCUUUGAGCUGUACGGCUUUGACAUUCUCAUUGACGCAGAUCUCAAGCCCUGGCUGAUUGAGGUGAACGCCUCCCCAUCCCUCACCGCAGACACCGCUUCAGACUAUCGCUUCAAGUACGGCAUGCUCGAGGACAUGUUCACCGUCAUCAACAUCGACGACAGGCGCGUUGGAGACGAGGUUCGUGUCGGAGGAUUUGAUCUGGUGUGGAACGACGGUCCCGUGCACAGACCAAACCCAUUCAACCCAGCAGACAAGUCCACGCCAAACUCGAACCUUGGCGGGUCUUUACUGGACAGGAAGGAGAACCUGCUUCAUAUCCACAAGCGCGCAACAGAGAAGUUGCAAGCCAAGCAACCUUCCUGACACCAUUGUGGUGGUGGUGGUGGUGGUCGUCGUCGUCGUCGUCGUCGUCGUCGUUAGUGCUCUUUCCAGCUUGUUUCUUCUUGUUCUUCUUGAUGUGGCACACAACACACACAUGCGACACAGAACCUGCGAUGCUUAAUUGACAUGUACAAAACCAUCCUGCUGGUGUUGAUGCUUCCUUGCCCUGCCCGCUGGCUCGGGCUGCGCUGAAAUUGCUCGCCGCAUGUGCACCUGCUAUGCCCGUACAAGAAACACUCACUUGUCAUUGUGUUGAUGCGUGCUGGUUCGUUUCUCUCCCUGUUUGUGUGUGUGUGUGUGUGUGUGUGUGUGUGUGUGUGUGUGUGUGUGUGUGU